Molecule: messenger RNA, 4092 nt
Organism: Spinacia oleracea (spinach)
Lineage: Eukaryota; Viridiplantae; Streptophyta; Magnoliopsida; Caryophyllales; Amaranthaceae
Exons: 20
Coding region: 186-3824 (1212 amino acids)
Source: RefSeq, a predicted model, not a curated record
CCCGCACUCUAUGUGUGCAAUAACUCUUCUCUCCAUGCACAGCAAACACAAAAAUAACCACCAUUAUUCUCAUCCCUCCUCCAAAACCGCUUCUGGUAUUCCGGCCUCCAUUCCCGGUUUUCAGACACCUGUUAAUCGCUCCAACAGCUGGAACACAACUUCUGGAACUUUCUAGGGAGUGAAAAAUGGAGUCGAUACUUGCAAGAGCGUUGGAAUACACGCUUAAAUAUUGGUUGAAAUCGUUUACCAGAGAUCAGUUUAAGCUUCAAGGCCGCACUGUUCAGCUCUCCAAUUUAGAUAUUGAUGGAGAUGCGCUACAUUCGAGUCUUGGAUUGCCGCCGGCGAUUACUGUUACGACAGCUAAAUUAGGGAAAUUGGAAAUCGUGCUACCGUCUGUAAGCAAUGUGCAAGUAGAGCCAAUUGUGGUGCAAAUAGAUAGGCUUGAUUUGGUUCUUGAAGAGAAUGCAGAUGCAGAUACAAAUCAGAGUUCUAGCAGUUCUCAAUCCACUAGUAGUUCAGGGAGGGGGAGCGGCUAUGGAUUUGCUGAUAAGAUUGCGGAUGGGAUGACGAUAGAAGUACAGACUGUCAAUCUUCUUCUUGAAACUCGAGGAGGCGGUCGUCGCCAAGGUGGAGCAACAUGGACACCUCCUAUGGCAUCGAUCACUAUGCGUAACCUUCUACUUUACACCACUAAUGAAAACUGGGAGGUUGUCAAUCUUAAAGAAGCAAGGGAUUUCUCCAGCAACAAGGAUUUCAUAUAUGUCUUUAAAAAACUUGAAUGGGGAUCUCUGUCCAUUGAUCUCCUUCCUCACCCUGACAUGUUUAUGGAUGCUCGUGUUCAAGAGGGAGCAAGUAAGAGAGACGAUGAUGGAGCAAACCGUUUGUUCUUCGGUGGUGAACGCUUUCUUGAGGGGAUAUCAGGACAGGCUUAUAUAACAGUACAGAGGACACAGCUUAAUGAUCCUCUGGGGCUUGAGGCCAGGUUGCAUAUAACUGAAGCUGUUUGUCCUGCUUUGAGUGAACCAGGACUACGGGCUUUUCUUCGCUUCUUAACGGGACUUUACGUCUGCCUUAAUAGAGGAGAUGUGGAUCCGAGGAUACAACAGCGAUCUACAGAAGCAGCUGGGCGUUCAUUAGUCUCCAUUGUUGUUGACCAUGUUUUUCUCUGCAUUAGAGAUACAGAAUUCAGGAUUGAACUUCUGAUGCAAUCACUCCACUUUUCUCGGGCAAGUACAUCUGAUGGACAAAAUGCCAAAAACUUGACUCAAGUUAUGAUUGGUGGACUUUUUCUGAGGGAUACAUAUUCUCGGCCUCCAUGCACUCUAAUCCAACCAUCAAUGCAGGCAUCAGAAAAAGAUUCUCAGCAGAUUCCAAACUUUGCAAAGGACUUCUCUCCUCCAAUAUACCCACUGGGAGAUAAAUAUUGGCAAGCAAAUGAGGCUGCUUCAUUUAUAAACAUCCAUUCUCUGCAGGUGACACCCUCGCCGGCUCCUCCACUGCUCGCUUCACAGACAGUAAUUUCCUGUCUGCCUCUUCUGGUCCAUCUACAGGAGGAGUCUUGUUUGAGAAUAUGCUCCUUUUUGGCUGAUGGAAUUGUAGUCAAUUCAGGCUCUGUCUUGCCAGAUUUUUCCAUAAAUUCUCUUAUGUUCACUCUAAAAGAACUAGAUCUUACAGUUCCAUUGGAUGCCGCAAAGGAAGCUAAUAAUGCUUGCGGUGGCGAGACUGCUUUCCAGGAUUUGUUUGCUGAAGCUAAGCUUCACAUUAAAAAUCUGUUUUUGUCUGAAUCCCCUGCACUAAGUAUGAGCGUGCUUGAUUUGGAGAAGGACCCUGCUUGUUUCUGCCUCUGGAACGAUCAACCUGUUGAUGCUAGCCAGAAGAAAUGGUCUGCUGGAGCUUCGUAUGCAAGUUUGUCUCUUGAAACAUCUAAAGAUGCAGAUAGUCAGAAAUAUUCUUCUGAUUCAUCUUUGGGUUCUUGGAGAUGUGUUGAGGUGAAGGAAGCUUGUGUGGAGGUAGCUAUGGCCACUCUGGAUGGAAGCCAGCUAGUUCAUGUUCCUCCUCCUGGGGGUAUUGCAAGAUUUGGUAUAGCCUGUAAGGAAUAUUGCUCAAAUGCUUCUGUUGAGCAAUUGUUUUUUAUCCUUGAUCUGUAUGCAUAUUUUGGAAAAGUAAGUGAAAAGAUAGCAUUAGCAGGAAACAAUAGUAAAUUGACAAUUCAAAGAACUGAAUCAUGGAAUGGUGAGCUGAUUUCUAAGGCUCCCAGUGACACUGCAGUGAGCUUUGCCAUAAAGGACCUUCAAUUGAGAUUUCUGGAGGAUUCAUGCAAGACUACACAGGGAAAGCCUUUGGUUCAAUUUGUCGGGGAAGAUCUGUCCAUUAAAGUAGGCCAUAGAACCCUUGGUGGAGUCAUUGCUAUAUCAUCAAAUAUACGCUGGGAAGCUGUGGAAGUGGAUUGUUUAGAUGUGGAGGAUAAUUCUGUGAUUGGCGACGGUGCAGCAUUGACUUCAUGUACAAAUGGUUCUCUGGCGACUGCAAGUGAAUCUCCGCAGCUCAGAGCUGUCUUAUGGGUAAUGCAUAAAGAUCAGAGUAGUUCAAAUGGAAGAAAAAAACAUGCUCCUUUUCUUGAUGUAAGUGUUGUGCAUGUUAUUCCAUCUCAAGCUAGGGAUGCUGGUUGCCAUAGCUUGAAUGUGUCAGCUUGUAUUGAUGGUGUUCGUCUGGGUGGAGGAAUGAACUACGCUGAAGCUUUAUUGCAUCGAUUUGGAAUUCUUGGGCCUGACGGGGGCCCUAGUGAAGGGCUUUUGAAAGGGUUGAAGAACUUGUCUGGCGGCCCACUGUCAAUGGUUUUCAAGGCAUCACCUCAUGCUGUGGAUUAUGUGAAAGAAAACGGAACAUGUGACAGCCAUGAUAAUUUUCUCUCUCACAUGGGAAAGCCAGAUGAAGUGGAUGUGGUAGUUGAUCUGAGAAAUUGGUUGUUUGCUCUUGAAAGCGCGCAGGAGAUGGUAGAAAGAUCAUGGUUUGAUAACCGUGAAAAUACUAAUAGGGAAGACAGAUGUUGGCAUACUACUUUUAAGAGCUUGAAGAUUAAGGCAAAGAAUAGUCCAAAGGACCUAUUGAAUUGCAGUAUAAAGCCCAGUGGCGAUCAUAGAUAUCCAGUGGAACUGAUAACGAUCGGCGUUGAAGGUUUGCAGACGUUGAAGCCUCAAAUCCAAACAAGCAUCAAUGCCUCAGAGUUCCCUGUCAGUGGUAUUAAAGAAGCAGAUAUGACGAAAUUCGGAGGGGUAAAUGUUGAGGUUCAUAUGGUUGUCUCUGAAGAUGAUUGUGAUGAUGUCUCAGGCAACUGGAUGGUCGAAAACCUUAAGUUCUCUGUUGAACAACCGAUCGAGGCUGUUGUUUCCAAGAAUGAGCUACAGCAUCUUGCCUUUCUUUGUAAGUCUGAAGUUGACUCUUUUGGAAGAGUGGCUGCUGGUGUCUUGCGGCUUCUGAAGCUGGAGGGUUCAAUUGGUCAAGCAGCCAUCAAUCAACUGAGCAACCUCGGAAAUGAAGGCAUAGAUAAAAUUUUUAGCGCAAAACAUCCCAAUCGGGGUGAGAUUGAUGUCUUUGAGCAUAACCCAUCCUCAAAUGGACACGUUAAGAGCUCACAUUCAUCUGUGAGAACCAUUGUAACCUUGCUUGAGAAGGAAGUUGAGAAUUCAGAAUCCAAAUGUGCUGCCCUAAUUUCAGAAAUCGCUGAAUCAGAGACUUCCUCACAACACCUUGAUCGUGUCAAAGAACUUGGUCAACAAAUUGAAAAUGUUCGUGUGUUAUUGAAGCAGUUGAAAACUCAAGGUUAGUUUACAUAACUUUUACAUUCUUUUUGGUAAUUUUUACAUUCAGGGAACAGGGAGGAAAAUUUCCAACCCUUUCUGAAACAAUAUUGGUAAUUCUUUUUUGUACAUAGUCAUAUAAAUAUAUACAUAUAUAUCUUUAUACGAGUUUGUAGACAAAAAGCAAAUGAGGUUCAUUCAUUUGACAGGAUACUUUUGUAACUUGAAUGUGAAAUUUUGUACUUGCAAGCGCGAUAUGUAAGCAAUGAAAGUAAUUGAUGAAAAUAUUUGGCAA